UUGAGAGUACAGACUUGUAUUGAUUAGGAAACAGUUACCGACCUCUGGAUUGAUCGUCUUGUAUUUGAUGAUACAAGAGAAAUGUCACUGGGUUCUCACUCCUUCCCGUCUCUCCCUGCUUCAGACAAGGAGAGCCUGAUCACGGAGAGCGCAAGCUGCACACCUUGGACGUCCUGCUGAGUCGGCUGAAGGCCCACGGCCACCGAGUGCUCAUCUACUCCCAGAUGACCCGCAUGAUCGACCUGCUGGAGGAGUACAUGGUCUACCGUAAGCACACCUACAUGCGCCUCGAUGGAUCCUCCAAGAUAUCUGAGCGCAGGGACAUGGUGGCCGACUUCCAGAGCCGGACGGACAUCUUUGUCUUCCUGCUGAGUACGAGGGCCGGAGGCCUCGGCAUCAAUCUGACUGCCGCUGACACGGUGAUCUUCUACGACAGCGACUGGAACCCCACGGUGGACCAGCAGGCCAUGGACAGAGCUCACCGGCUGGGUCAGACCAAGCAGGUCACCGUGUAUCGCCUCAUCUGCCAGGGCUCCAUCGAGGAGAGGAUCCUGCAGCGCGCCAAGGAGAAGAGCGAGAUCCAAAGAGUGGUCAUCUCCGGGGGCAACUUCAAACCGGACACGCUGAAACCCAAAGAGGUGGUCAGCCUGCUGCUGGACGACGACGAGCUGGAGAAGAAACUGCGUCAGAGACAGGACGAGAAGAGGCAGCUGGAAGAGUGCAGCAAGGUGAAGGAGCGCAAGAGGAAGAGGGAGAAGUACGCCGAGAAGCAGAAGAAGAACGAGGACUCGGAGACCAAGAAGAAGAAGAAGGAGGUGAACCUGGUCAUCUCUCACGCGCCCUCGGCCGACAACUCCAACCUGUCGGCGGACGGAGACGACUCCUUCGUCAGCGCCGAGAUGGACUCGGCCAUGCCCAGCCCCUUCAGCGAGAUCUCCCUGAGCAGCGAGCUGCAGCCCGGCUCGUUGCCGCCGGACGCCGACGCCGACGAGAGCAGCAGCGACAUGCUGGUGAUCGUGGACGACGCGGCGUCCUCGGCGCCGCAGUCCCGCGCCACCAACUCGCCGUCGUCCGUGUCGGGGUCCGUCUCGGACAACAUGAAUGGCGUUUCGGCAUCGGAAACCAUCAGUCCCGGCAGAGGCAGGUCCGGGCGUAGUCGGGGGCGGCCCAAAGGCUCCGGAGGCGGGUCGAAGUCCGGCGGGAAGGGACGCGGGCGCAAGUCGACGGCGGGCAGCGCGGCGGCCAUGGCGGGGGCGAUGGCCGGAGCGGCGGCCGCCUCUGCGGCGGCCUACGCCGCGUACGGCUACAGCGUCUCCAAAGCGGGCCUCGCCGCCUCCAGCCCCCUGCAGCCCUCCCUGGGCCGGUCCGGUGCUAGCCCCGCCUUCAACCCCAGCAGGAGCUCCUCCCCCCAGGCCAAAGGAGGCGCCUCCACGCCGAGCCCCCACAAACAGCUGGCCCACAGCCGCCACCACCACCAUCACCACCACCACCACCACCACCGCAGCAGCAGCGGCAGCGGCAGCAGCCACGGCGCCGUCAGGAAGGGCAAAGGCCCCGGGGGGCCAGGGGCCCGAUGAUGCAAUCUGCACAGACACACACACACACACACACACACACACAGAUAACUGACCUACUCUCACUGUGAUCCCCACAGACGCCUAAACUGAAUACAGUUUAAAUGUAGUAACAGAGUUCCACUACCUUGGGGGGGAGGGGGGGGACCAAGGCUGCGUCUGCUGGCUCAGCAACUGAAAUGACCCUCUCUCUCUCUCUCUCUCUACACACGCACACACACACACACACACAAUAAGUUGAAGGUACAGUCCCUGCUGCCAGCCUCCACGUUCCUUGGUUCAGUUUUGUGUUACUGUGUCAGUGGGCAGAAAUCGGCCUUCGAGCAUUCGCUGUGUGCAACACAAGACGGACGGCACUUUCCUAACUGAAGUCAGGAGACUCUUUUAAAUUUGUUGUCCCCCCUCCUCCCCCCCCCCCCCCCCCCCCCCGGUGAAAAGUGAACCGACACACGUAGCUCAAAGGGCUCGGGAGACGUUCGGGGAGGCAGAGGAGCGACUGUCGAAUGCACUGAGCGGCGUCUUCCGUUUCUUUCCUCUUUGUGUUAUCGAUGAUUCUCUCACACACACACACACACACACACACAUGCACAUCAGGCUGUUUAAUUGUUUAAUUGUCGCGUGGACCUGCUCGGUGCAGACCGGUGGACGGGCCCUUGCCAACCCCCCCCCCCCCACACUUUACCAAACCAACAUGCCGACAGCUUUUCUACUAAAGCGCCUAUUUUUGUAAUGGAGGACCCAAACCGACGUGGCAGGUCUUUAACAUUUUGAAAACAUUUUGUCCAUAAAAUCCAUGAGACAUAUAUAUAUAUAUAUACAAAAGAAAGUAUAUAUGUAUAUUUUCUUUUGUCCAAGGGGGAAAUAAAUAAAUGAAUGGAUGAUGUGAAGAUAAUAUUCCCGAAGGAGGAGAACUGGUUGAUGCUGCUAACCGUAAAUUUAUGAAUUCACUCGGAUUAUUUGGUUGUCUUUAUUUAAGUUAUUUGAGUUCUAUUAAAACAGAACGGGGCAAGUCGUGAUUCGUUGCAGUUUGCGGUAUUCACCUGUAAAACUGCAAAUCGCACCGAAGCCAUUUUUAAUUUUUUUUUUUUUUUUCCCCGAACUUGCUUUCUGUGAUGGGGAGUCGGCGAGUUCUCUUCCAUGUUUUAGGAACACAAGUGUUGUCCUCAAACAGUCCUCCGUUGAGCACUACAUCUGUUAUAGGCGUGUUUUGUUUUGUGUUAAUAGUGUGAUUAAAAGUGCGAUGUUCUAUAUUGCUGUACAUAAAGGUGAGAGCGACGUUUUUCAUUUGGCUUUCCCACCCCACCCCCCCCCCCCCUCAUUUGCCCGUCUAUUUUUAUAGGUCAUGUGUACAUAUGAAGAAAUGCGUCCGCCAUUUUACUAACAGGAGGAGCUAACUGAAAAUAAAAGAGUGCUUAAUCAGC
This is a messenger RNA of Pungitius pungitius (ninespine stickleback), 2995 nucleotides long. Its product is annotated as chromatin-remodeling ATPase INO80-like. The transcript has 10 exons. Gene Ontology annotation, molecular function: histone binding; ATP hydrolysis activity. NCBI's taxonomy places the organism in Eukaryota, Metazoa, Chordata, Actinopteri, Perciformes, Gasterosteidae. Bases 225 to 1577 code for a protein of 450 amino acids. The record is from RefSeq and is a predicted model, not a curated record. Gene Ontology annotation, cellular component: Ino80 complex. Gene Ontology annotation, biological process: DNA repair; chromatin remodeling.